Rhinocladiella mackenziei CBS 650.93 is the source of this 1098-nucleotide messenger RNA. RefSeq names its product glutamine synthetase. Gene Ontology annotation, molecular function: glutamine synthetase activity. Gene Ontology annotation, cellular component: cytoplasm. The coding region runs from base 1 to 1098 and encodes 365 amino acids. The record is from RefSeq and is a predicted model, not a curated record. The transcript has 6 exons. NCBI's taxonomy places the organism in Eukaryota, Fungi, Ascomycota, Eurotiomycetes, Chaetothyriales, Herpotrichiellaceae.
AUGGCUGGCAACGGUGAAUCUGCCAUCAUCUCUAAUGCUACCAACUUGGCCAAAUACAUGAAGUUGGACCAGAAGGGCAAAGUUCUGGCUGAGUACAUCUGGAUUGAUGGCUCGAAUGGCCUGCGCAACAAGACAAAGACCCUGAACAAGGCCCCCAAGAGCGUCGACGACCUCCCAGAAUGGAACUUUGACGGUUCCUCGACUGGCCAAGCCCCAGGCGACAACUCCGAUGUCUACAUCCGACCCGUGGCCAUGUACCCGGAUCCCAUCCGUUUGGGCGACAACAUUUUGGUCAUGUGCGAGACCUGGGAUCCUGAUGGCACGCCCAACAAAUUCAAUUACCGUCACGAAGCUGCCCGACUGAUGGAGGCCAAUGCCAAACAUAAGGUGUGGUUUGGUUUGGAGCAAGAAUACACUCUUUUGGGCCCUGACGGCUGGCCAUAUGGCUGGCCCAAGGGGGGAUACCCUGGCCCUCAAGGCCCAUAUUAUUGUGGUGUCGGGACUGGCCGUGUCUACUGCCGUGACAUUGUUGAGGCUCACCACAAAGCUUGCGUGUACGCUGGUAUCAACAUUUCUGGCACCAAUGCCGAAGUCAUGCCUGCUCAGUGGGAAUACCAAGUCGGGCCCUGCGAGGGUAUUGACUUGGGUGAUCAACUGUGGGUUUCCCGAUGGCUCCUCCACCGAAUUGCCGAAGAAUUCGGUGCCAUAGUGUCCUUCAAGCCCAAGCCCAUUCCAGGGGACUGGAACGGCGCAGGUCUUCACACCAACGUUUCAUCCAAGGAGAUGCGUGAGGAGGGUGGUAUGAAAUACAUUGAGGAGGCAAUGAAGAAGCUCGAGAAGCGUCAUGUGGAGCACAUCAAGGUCUACGGGGAGGGCAAUGAGCUCCGUAUGACUGGUGCCCACGAGACUUCCAGCAUUGAUAAAUUCACUUGGGGUGUGGCCAACCGAGGUUCUUCUGUUCGUAUCCCCCGAGCCUGCGCCAGAGAAGGCAAGGGCUACUUUGAGGAUCGACGACCUGCUUCCAACGGCGACCCGUACCAAAUCACGGGCAUCAUUGUCGAGACCAUGUACGGAUCCCUGCCUGAAGAGAAGUCCUAA